AUGUCCAGCAAAUACGACACCGUCAUGUCGCUCCUCUCCGAAGCCGAGAAGAAACGUAUCUUCUGCGUCUGGAUGAACAGCGAAGCAAUCAAUAUCAACUGGGACAAAGUGGUUGCAGACUAUGGUAGCGGAAAUGUCGAAACUUUCAGGAAGAGGAACCGGGAGACAUUUUUGAAGGUCCAGAAUGUUCGUGCAUACAAGGAUGGAGGUGGAAAAUUGACGCCAUCUCCUUCUCCAGAUGCAGCUGUUGGGAAGCCUCAGAAGCGUAAAGAGUGUGCUGGAAAAGCGAGGAUCUGCAAGGCAAAGCGGGUUCGAAAGUCGAAGAGCGCGAAGGCAGAGAAGGCCGAUUCGGAGGGCAGUUCGUUGGGCGAUCUUGGUCUGAAGGACGAAUGA
Lecanosticta acicola is the source of this 393-nucleotide messenger RNA. The record is from the annotation of a GenBank genome assembly. Lineage: Eukaryota; Fungi; Ascomycota; Dothideomycetes; Mycosphaerellales; Mycosphaerellaceae.